UCGUACCGGUGCUCUAACAAAAUAAUACAAGUUUAUCCAUCUCUCUCGCGUCGUUUCAUGUUUUAGUUUCGCUUAUAGUGUUUUAAAAUCCCUUCAAAUUUUAAAAACUAUUUUAAAAAAAAGACUUUAUAGGCAUUUAAUAAUUAUCUGAUUAAAUUUGAAGAGAGAUGCCAUGAUAUAUGAUGAUUGGUUAUAUUUUUGUAACAAAAAGUACCCUUAAGUAAGAAGUUCUAAUUUGAUUCAUUAAAAUGAUACGUGAAAAUAGUAUCGAUGAUUUUAUGCAAGGUGGAAAGGAUUCUUUUCGACACGUGCUCUCGCUAUUUUUCUAAUGUGAAAUCUUUGCUAAUGUGCACGUAUUUUUUGGAAAACGUUCUUAAGGCCUUUGAUUUUAAAAUUGGCCCCAAAUUGUAAUAAGGUGCCUGUUCUGGGUACAAAAAAAGAAAUGCGAGCGAUUCUUCGAUCUCGGAUCGUCUCGUGAUCCCGUUGAGUAGUCUCGUCGAGAUUAUUCCACCUCUUCGACUCUAGGACGUCUGCCCACCGGUUCUCCAAUCGAAGAAGUCGAUUUGUACCUUGGGUGGAUCUAUAGAGAGGCGAUGAUGCGAGUUAUCAUCAUGAUCUGUUUGGGUCUAACGACUCUGAGGAAUUGUAACUCAUCGGGAACGGACGGACCUGGUACCAAUCGUGAAAAGGGGCACCAUCGCCAAAAACGACUUCUUUGGAUAACAAAUGAUGGAAGAAUAGCGUUGCCUCCGGGUACGAUAAUGACCAUCACUCCAACACUGGCUCUACCUUUCGUUAGAUAUCCUCCUUACGGAUUUCUGAGCAACAUGACCAUCAGUCUCCCGUUUACGAUUGACUUUGAUAAGCUGGGAUUGACUGACAACGAGAAUCCUUAUGGGGCACUACCUUCAGUUUUUGAUCGCGCCAUGAAAAGUAGAGAAGCUGGAAUGAUGAUGGCAGAUUUUAUCGCUGCAUUUGUAAAACGUAGAUUACAUAAACGAGAGGCGCUCCAAGUGCCAAAGAAUGCUUUUCAUGGAGGAGAAAGGGCUCUUCUCUACGGCACCGCUGAGGACAUGCUCAGCACCCUUGGUCUAAAUGGAAAAGCGUGUCUGCUCAGAGCGAUUUGCGAAGUUCAAGGCCAUCCUCUUGAUAACUUCGGACUCGUUGGAGAAAUGCUCAAAUUAUUUUUCACAGCCAGUAAAUCACCAUUCGCAAAUGUACUCUACGAAUACGUCGAGGCAGAAAAUCGUGGGAAAAUCGACGGAGAAUGCUGGCCUUAUUUUAAGGACUGUCCAAAAUCGUUGUUCCUUCCGUCGAAAAAUAAAUAUACAGAGGAUGCGGUCCAUGAAGAUUCUGAUACUGAAUCGGAUCCAGAUUUUGCCUCGAAUGAUAUUUACGAAGGCGAAAAAGAAAAAAAAGAGAAUAUUAAAAUAGUAAAAAGGCCAGAUUUACAAAGUACGAAUUACGCUCAUCCGUCGAUGUAGGACUUGUGAAAUGAUUUUCACUUCAAGUGAUACAUCAGUGAUAUCAAAGUGACUAUUUUGUAGAUUUAUAAUUUAUAAAAAUGAUGCUUAAGAAUUUUAGAAGAGAUUGCGGAAUUUCGAGAAAAAGAAAUGAUAGUAAACCUAGAAGGAUAUUUGCAAAGGUAGAGUUUUACUUGUUACCACUAGAUUUAUAAAAUCUGGGAUGAAAUUUUUUACUGAAAAAA
Belonocnema kinseyi is the source of this 1708-nucleotide messenger RNA. RefSeq lists its product as uncharacterized. The transcript is spliced from 6 exons. Bases 594 to 1484 code for a protein of 296 amino acids. NCBI's taxonomy places the organism in Eukaryota, Metazoa, Arthropoda, Insecta, Hymenoptera, Cynipidae. The record is from RefSeq and is a predicted model, not a curated record.